Sphenostylis stenocarpa is the source of this 819-nucleotide messenger RNA. The record is from the annotation of a GenBank genome assembly. NCBI's taxonomy places the organism in Eukaryota, Viridiplantae, Streptophyta, Magnoliopsida, Fabales, Fabaceae.
AUGGGAGAUAAAAGGCUCAGAAAUCAUGGAAGAAACUUUAGAAUGGUUUCCAUUGUGACUAUGGAAAAUUACUAUGAUUCUGGCUGGCACAUGGGCACCAGCUGGGCUCAAUGCAGUGAUCAUUCUUCUUCCUUCGCAGUACCUACACAAAUACUUCCUCAUGUCACGGACUCUGCCUCUCUUCAAUUUGGUGAGUUCCACUCAUGGCCACUUCCCAUUGAAGGGGCUGCAGAAGAGAGAGCAAUAAGUGCUUCCAAGAGUCACAGACAAGCAGAGAAAAGGCGCAGAGACAGGAUCAAUGCACAGCUUGCAACUCUCAGAAAACUUAUUCCCAAGUCUGAUAAGAUGGACAAAGCAGCUUUACUAGGGAGUGUGAUAGACCAUGUCAAAGAUCUAAAGAGAAAAGCCAUGGAUGUUAGCAGAGCUUUCACAGUUCCAACUGAAAUUGAUGAAGUGUCAAUUGACUGUGACCAUGUUCAAGAUGAAAGCUGCACUAAAGUAAACAAAUUGAAGGACAAUAUUGUGAUCAAAGCUUCUGUUUGCUGCGAUGAUCGACCGGAACUGUUCCCUGAACUCAUCCAAGUCCUCAAAGGCUUGAGACUCACAGCAGUUAAAGCUGAUAUAGCCAGUGUGGGUGGCAGGAUCAAAAGCAUAUUGGUGCUUUGUUCAAAGGAUAGUGAAGAGGGUGUUUGCCUCACCACUCUCAAACAGUCCCUCAAAUCUGCUGUCACCAAAAUUGCUUCAUCAUCCAUGACAUCUAAUUGUCCCACUAGAAGUAAGAGGCAGAGAUUCUUCUUGCCUUCUCACUGUCUACAGUAA